CUGCCCAGGGCGCACAGUGACUCUCGCCGUGCGGAAGGAGACCCAGCAGGCACCAUGCCCCAGAACGUGGUCCUCCCCGGCCCUGCGCCCUGGGGCUUCCGACUCUCAGGGGGCAUCGACUUCAACCAGCCUCUGAUCAUCACCAGGAUUACUCCAGGGAGCAAGGCAGCGGCUGCCAACCUGUGUCCUGGAGAUGUCAUCCUGGCUAUCGACGGCUUCGGUACAGAGUCCAUGACUCACGCUGAUGCACAGGACAGGAUUAAAGCGGCAGCGCACCAGCUGUGUCUCAAAAUUGACAGGGCGGAAACUCGCUUAUGGUCUCCACAGGUAUCUGAAGAUGGAAAGGCUCAUCCUUUCAAAAUCAACUUAGAAUCAGAACCACAGGAGUUCAAAGCCAUUGGUACCUCGCACAACAGAAGGGCCCAGCCUUUUGUUGCAGCAGCAAACAUUGAUGACAAAAGACAGGUAGUGAGCGCUUCCUAUAACUCACCCAUUGGGCUCUAUUCAACUAGCAAUAUACAAGAUGCGCUCCACGGACAGCUGCGGGGUCUUAUUCCUAGUUCACCUCAAAAUGGAUGCAGUACUCCGUCUGGUAUUGACGGUAGCAGCGGACGUAGCACCCCCUCUUCCAUCAGCACUGUUAGUACCAUUUGCCCAGGUGACUUGAAAGUUGCUGCUAAGAUGGCCCCUAACAUUCCUUUGGAAAUGGAACUUCCGGGUGUGAAGAUUGUACAUGCUCAGUUUAACACUCCUAUGCAGUUGUACUCAGAUGACAAUAUUAUGGAAACACUGCAGGGUCAGGUUUCCACAGCGCUAGGGGAAGCACCCUCCAUGAGUGAACCCACAGCCUCGGUGCCCCCCCAGUCGGACGUGUACCGGAUGCUCCACAACAAUCAGGAUGAGCCUACCCCGCCCCGCCAGUCGGGCUCCUUCCGGGUGCUCCAGGAGUUAGUUAACGACGAUGACCGUCCCUCCGGCACGCGGAGUGUGAGAGCUCCGGUUACGAAAGUCCACGGCGGCGGGGGCAGCGCGCAGAGGAUGCCGCUCUGUGACAAGUGCGGGAGUGGCAUUGUCGGGGCUGUGGUGAAGGCGCGGGACAAGUACCGGCACCCCGAGUGCUUCGUGUGUGCCGACUGCAACCUCAACCUCAAGCAGAAGGGCUACUUCUUCGUGGAGGGCGAGCUGUACUGCGAAACCCACGCCCGAGCCCGCACGAGGCCCCCCGAGGGCUACGACACGGUCACGCUGUAUCCCAAGGCCUAAGCCCCCCGCGGGCUGAGCAGCACGCACACGCAGUUACACGGGGCGACGGUCAUGACUUUGGGCAGAUGUGGAGCAAACUGCCGAGCCCAAAACUAAAGCCCCGGCUUCAGAUGCUUAUGUUACAGCGUGCCAUGCGGAGAAUGGGGAGGGAGGCUGCAGCGCAGACCUGCCUGCCGCUGUGUUUGCAGCUCUCUCUCUCUCUCUCUCUCUCUCUCUCUUGGGGGUUAGCAAUAACUUCAGGACAUGUACACCAAGCAUAUUUUUUUGUAUGUCAAACUCCACAAUUUAAAUUUAUAUGAUGACCCUCGAACACGUAAACAUCAAGCUAUUGGGGGGAGUCUAAUUGUCUUUCCUUACCAAGCUGGCUUUGUAGUUGUAGUGAGUACCGAGUGGUAAUCUGUAUUCUAACACAGCCCGCAGUUGUCUGUUACCUGCUUCAACCAUUAAAGUGCAUGUCGGGGAGCGAGUCCCUGGGUCUCUCUAGUGUCCUGUGCGGCCAUCACACCACUGGAUGCGCGUACAUAAGAACCACGUGAAACGUCGGACAUGUGCCUAGUGAGGCGGCGCUCCAUGAAUGCAGCGGAAUCAACAUUCCCGUGAGAGGGCCCCAUCCUACGUGCACCUCGGCUACUUUAAGAAAAUGUGGCUUCUUCGGUGUUUAUUACUCUUUCUUAGGAGCCCUGAUUUCUGCUGACAGGAGAGGCAUUUACAUUUGCUAGUGAAAGGGAAUGCCGUCACUUUCGGAUUAAACCAGUUUCUUUGGCUUUGAAA
This is a messenger RNA of Myotis brandtii (Brandt's bat), 2034 nucleotides long. It is a transcript of the gene PDLIM3, whose product is annotated as PDZ and LIM domain 3. Gene Ontology annotation, molecular function: actin binding; muscle alpha-actinin binding. NCBI's taxonomy places the organism in Eukaryota, Metazoa, Chordata, Mammalia, Chiroptera, Vespertilionidae. The record is from RefSeq and is a predicted model, not a curated record. Gene Ontology annotation, biological process: muscle structure development; heart development; actin cytoskeleton organization. Gene Ontology annotation, cellular component: stress fiber; filamentous actin; Z disc. Bases 55 to 1263 code for a protein of 402 amino acids. The transcript has 8 exons.